Messenger RNA from Pseudovirgaria hyperparasitica, 1197 nucleotides. Its product is annotated as RNA-binding domain-containing protein. The coding region runs from base 1 to 1197 and encodes 398 amino acids. Gene Ontology annotation, biological process: mRNA splicing, via spliceosome. The transcript is spliced from 2 exons. The record is from RefSeq and is a predicted model, not a curated record. Lineage: Eukaryota; Fungi; Ascomycota; Dothideomycetes; Acrospermales; Acrospermaceae. Gene Ontology annotation, cellular component: U2-type prespliceosome; precatalytic spliceosome; U1 snRNP. Gene Ontology annotation, molecular function: U1 snRNA binding; mRNA binding.
AUGACGGCACAACUUCCGCCCAACCUCCUGGCGCUCUUCGCGCCUCGACCGCCGCUGCGCUAUGCGCCUCACAUGGACUACGCGCCGCAAGACCGGCACUCAUCCAAAGUCACGGGCGUCGCGGGCUACCUCGAAGCCCUGAAGAACUACGACGACGGAUACAAGCCCACGGAGAGCUGGCAGCAGCGCCGGGACCGCAUCAAGUACGAGAAGAAGGAGAAGCACGAGAAGACGAUGGCGGAGGGCAAGGACGGGUACGACCCGGCAAACGACCCGAAUGUGCGCGGGGACGCCUUCAAGACGCUCUUUGUCGGACGCAUCAGCUACGAUACCGAGCCGCGCGAUCUGCAGAAGGAGUUUGGGCGGUUUGGGCCGAUUGAGCGGAUUCGCAUUGUGACGGAUACGCGUGCGGGUGAGAAGAAGGCGUCGCGGGUGAAGAAGAAUAGGGGGUAUGCUUUUAUUCUGUUUGAGCGCGAGAAGGAUAUGAAAGCGGCCUACAAAGAAACCGAUGGCAUACGUAUCAGAGAUCGACGCAUACUGGUGGAUGUUGAAAGAGGCCGUACAGUGAACCAGUGGAAGCCGCGUCGUCUUGGUGGAGGUCUCGGAGGCAGAGGCUAUACCAAGGCGCUACCAGCCAAACCUGCUAUUGGUUUCGGCGGACCUCCGCCAGGUCCCGGCUUCCGCGGUGGGUUUGGCGGUGGCAUGCGUGGUGGCCGUGGAGACUUUGGAGGUGGCUUCAGAGGAGGCCGGGGAGGCUUCCGGGGUGACCGUGGCGGUUUUGGCGAUCGUGGGUUCGGUGGAGGUGAUCGUGGUGGGUUUGGCGGUGGCGGAGGUCGCGGUGGUAUCGGCUAUCAAUCCAACGGAUGGGGCGCACCACCAGAAGGGGCACCAUCAGGCCCAAGAGGCGGAGGCAGAGGCGGCUUUGGCGGCGGAUCUGGUGGAGGCUCGAACGGCGACUACGACCGAGGCGACCGCGGCGAGCGAAGAUUUGACGAUAGAGGAGGCGGCUCGUACGGCGGCGGUGGUGGUAGAGACCGCGGUUCGACCGGCGCAAAUCGCGAACCUCUGGGUAAGCCAGGCUUUCGAGACCGCGAUGGUGGUGGUGGGUAUGGCGGCGGUGGCCGAGAUGAUGACAGGAAACGACGAUAUGACGGUGGAGACGGCUACGGCGACGACCGCAGCAAACGGAGGUUCUGA